Messenger RNA from Globicephala melas (long-finned pilot whale), 4163 nucleotides. RefSeq names its product peripheral myelin protein 22 (gene PMP22). The record is from RefSeq and is a predicted model, not a curated record. Gene Ontology annotation, biological process: myelin assembly. Gene Ontology annotation, cellular component: plasma membrane. Lineage: Eukaryota; Metazoa; Chordata; Mammalia; Artiodactyla; Delphinidae.
AGAGAGCUGCCCAGCCCCGCGUCCUGCCAACCACAAAUGGAAAGCGUUGCAGGGGAGGUGGCACGUGUGUGUUGGAAUUCACCGGAGAGUCAGAGGAUUUCUAAAAUCCUUGGUUAAGAGCUGGAUAUAUACUGUGGCUGGGGAGGCGAGAAGGACCCUCUAGGAGCAUCUAGAAACCUCAGUGUACCCACAGUGGAAGGGAGAAAGGGGACCAGAUGCGCCUUCCCUGAUGGGAAACAGCUCUGCACACACAGCUGACAGGUGGCCUUGGAUUGGUAAGCAGGUUAGGGAGAAACCUAACCUCUGCUCCACCUGUAGCGGAGCCCUGGCUGGGCUCUGGGUGUGGCCGAGCUGGUGACACCAGCCACACUGGGUGGUAUCCUGUCUUCCACCCCUCGGGGCUGAGUAGGCGGGACGCAGGCGAGGGGCAGUGAGGUGACCGCCAGGGACGGGUGGGUUCAGGUGUCCCACAGUGUGGUGUGACCUGGUUAUUGAUAAAAACAUUGGAUUCAAAAGAAAGGAAGAGAUGAGCUAUAUCUGACCACGUGUGCACUUUUCUAAAUGUAUAUACUUCAUUUAAAAGUUUAGUUGGAACAAAAGAAAGGAAGGGAAAGAAACUCCUGAGUUAAAUAUGCUAAUAUUUAUAAAGUGCUUAGAAUAGUCCCGGGUACAUGGUGACCAUGUGAACAUUGGUUAGAUAAAUAAAAAUGUCUGAAUGGCAUAUGAAGAGGGGCAAUAAUUCCCAGGGCAAACCCGGCCUAGACCAUGACCCAGGAGGCGAGAGGUCACUCCCAUUGGUAGGUAGAAGGUAGUCCUUCUACCUACAUAUGUGCUUUCAAUCUAUGGGAUUGAUAAGCAAUUUUAGUUUAGGGGGUCAGGCUUUCCUUAAAAGGUUGUUGUGAGGAUUAAAUGUGAAAUAAUAAUUAAUAAUAAUAAUAAUAGUGACAAUUUACUGGGUACUGAUCCUUUAUUCUUUUCCAGACGCUAUGCUAAUUGCUUCACACACUCUUUUAAUCAACACCAUAACCCUUUAAAAUGGCCAUUCUCAGUCCUGUUUCCAGAUGAGAAAACUGAAGCACCCCAAACUUCAGCUAACUGCCCAAAGCCACAACCCUGAGUAAGCAGGGUAAUCGGGUUCAUCUAAGCCCAGUGGCAACGUGCCUAACCAUUGGACCACACCACCCCUCACAGAGUGUGUCAUGCGCACUGAGCGAAAACUUUACAAGGAGUCUUCUUUUUAAUCUAAGGAUUUUUGAAAGCCCAUUGUUGGAAGAUUUUUUUCAAAUUAUUUUUACCUGAAGAAUGUACAAUUGGCUACAAUAAGCAGCUACUUUCAUAUAGUAAAAUAAGUAGCAUGGGAGUAUUUGACUCGUUCAGAGCGAUGAUGUUUUGUGACACAAACGCUGGCAGGUGUAGGUGUCUUGUGUACGACCUGCUGCAUUAGCCGGCAGACGUUUAAUACCCACCUUCCGGCUCCGGGUUCCUGCCUCAAGGCUGGACCCCCAGAGCGUCUUGUUGGGGCGCGCCUGUCGUGCGCCCGGAAGGGCUAUCCUCUCUCCCCGUGACGCUGGGCGGACCCCGUUCAGGCGGCUGUGAAUCAGCUGAUUUCCCUGGCUGCGCUUCCCCCACCUCAAAUGGCCAACUCCCCACCCUGUGGCCGGGGACGCGAGCCGAGGCCGGGCGCCAAGCCAGGCAAACUCGCCUGGAGCGUUCCGGGUUGUGGUCUGGAUUUCCCCAGCGACCCCAGGGCGCGCUGUCCUGCAGUGGGCAGGCCUCUCCCUCCUCCCCCAACCCUCACCCGAGCAGACCCGCUAGAUCGGUCCCGGGAAUCCGAGGCACCCGGCGCUGAUCGCGCAGGCGGGCUUGGCGCGGGUGCGACCCGCUAGGACUGUAGGGCAGGCCAGGGACGCCAGGACCCGAGGGAAGGGAGGUCUGCCAGCGCUUAAGUGCCAUCUCCCCCUACCCGUGGCAGGGGCAUCCAGGCUGGCUCUCCCCGCGGGCGCGGUCCGACUGCGUACGCCCCAGAGCCCCGCGCUGGUCACCCACGGAGGCGACCUCUGGCGGGCUUUCCCACGUGGGCAGAAGGGCCAGUAUAUCGGUCAACUCUUGGUCUCCGUGACCUCCGCGGAGCCAGGGAAGCGGUGGUGAGAAAGCUCGCUGCCUCCUAGUUUCGAGGACAAGCCACCGCUGUUUUGGAGUCAUCGACUUUCUCCUGGGGCGCAGUGAAGGCCGAGGAACUGGCUCCUGCCCUGCCUCCCUCCUCACUGCCCUCUCCCCUCCCCGGGUCCCGCCCCCCUGCACACGCUGACCCGGGGACACACCCUACUGCAGCGACGCAGACAGGGCGUUGUUCCCGUUAAAGGGGAACGCCGGGAUCCUCCCUCCGGCCCCUAGCUCGGCGCACGCAGCCCCGCAGAGCAGCUGUCUUUCCGGACGCCAGCCGCCGAGCGGACGCACGCGGUCUGUGCCCGAGGCCACUCUGAGGAUCUCCGAGGAUCGGGGACAGCUAUCCCUUUGGGCUGCAGAGACUCCGCUGAGCAGAACUCGCCGCCAGAAUGCUUCUCCUGCUGCUGGGUAUCAUCGUCCUCCACGUCGCGGUGCUUGUGCUGCUGUUCGUCUCCACGAUCGUCAGCCAAUGGAUGGUGGGCAAUGGACACGCGACCGACCUCUGGCAAAACUGUAGCACCUCUUCACUGGGCAACGUCCAACACUGUUUCACAUCGUCAGCAAACGAAUGGCUGCAGUCUGUCCAGGCCACCAUGAUCCUGUCCAUCAUCUUCAGCGUUCUGUCCCUGUUCCUGUUCUUCUGCCAGCUCUUCACCCUCACCAAGGGGGGCCGGUUUUACAUCACGGGAGUCUUCCAGAUCCUUGCUGGUCUGUGUGUGAUGAGCGCGGCAUCCAUCUACACGGUCAGGCACCCGGAAUGGCAUCUCAACUCGGAGAACUCCUACGGCUUUGCCUACAUCCUGGCUUGGGUGGCCUUCCCACUGGCCCUCCUCAGCGGCGUCAUCUAUGUGAUCUUGCGGAAACGUGAAUGAGGCACCGGGACAGGACGUCCGAGGGUCUGAGCGCACGCAGGGAGGGAGGAAGUAAACCAGAAGCCAGGAAAAAAAAGGAGCUAGCCAAAAAACCCAAACUCAAACCAAACCAAACAGAGAGCAGGUGCGGGGGGUGGUUAGUGUUGAUUGAAGAUGUAUAUAAUAUCGACGGUUUAUAAAACCUAUUUAUAACACUUUUUACAUAUAUGUACAUAGUAUUGUUUGCUUUAUGUGUUGACCGUCAGCCUUGGGUUGAACCUUAAAGUAGCUAAGGAACUUGACAUCCUAACCGUAUAAUCAAGCUCAGUUUUUUUGUUUGUUUGUUUUUGUUUGUUUUGCCCAGAAAUAAAAUAAGUCCAUCUUGCCCCUUCCCUUUCAUCUGAAAGAAGAUGCCUCCCUCCCACUCCACCUCAUUUAGAAAACCAAAGUGUGGACAGAAACCCCAAAUGGCCCAAAGCCCUUUUACUGUGGGUGACCCAGUGCGUCACACACAGACAUGCACUGCCCACGCCUCUGUGUGCAGCCUUACCUGCACUCGGACAGAACCCCCAAACUGGAGCCCUCGGAGAAUCACGACUUGUGGCUUUGGAAUACUUGCCCUUGAAGGGGGGUGUCCCGGUCACGCAUCUAGGUGAGAAAUUGGUGACAACAAACCUAAGAAGUGGUGCUAUGUAUUUACCAUUCCUUGUGAUCACUAAUCGUCUAAACGCCUCACUGGAAAUUCAAUUAACCAUUUUACAGCAUGAAGUCGAACGGAGACCUGAAUAAUUCUGUGUAAGAUAAAUGGUUUAUAACCACAUUUGUACCUAGCUAGGCUGCUGUUAUUACUAUAAUGAAUAACAAACCACCGCCUUUAUCACUCCCACGUUUUCCUUAUGGUCGGAGCAUCAGGACAAGCUUCUAGACCCCCUGGGACAGUGGUUCCUGGGAUGCAGCACGGUCUAGACUGUCCUCUGACUCCAAGGACUGUCUGGCAAUGACUCGUACUGGCCACCAACUGUAGAUGUAUAUACGGUGCCCUUCUGAUGCUAAGACUCCAGACCUUUUUUUUUUUUUAUAUAUUUUCUGCUUAGCUUUUUCUGAUUUUAUACCAACUGUGUGGACUAAGAUGCGUUCAAAUAAACA